This is a messenger RNA of Magallana angulata, 2159 nucleotides long. RefSeq names its product arrestin domain-containing protein 3-like. Gene Ontology annotation, biological process: protein transport. NCBI's taxonomy places the organism in Eukaryota, Metazoa, Mollusca, Bivalvia, Ostreida, Ostreidae. Gene Ontology annotation, cellular component: cytoplasm. The record is from RefSeq and is a predicted model, not a curated record. The coding region runs from base 259 to 1458 and encodes 399 amino acids. The transcript is spliced from 8 exons.
UCUGUCCAUUUAUAAAUGUUACAGCAGGCGGUUCAUUAAUUUGUUUCGUGGGACAUUCUAGGAGAGUCACCGAUCAAUUCAAUCGAUGAUUUAAGCGACCCUCGGAAGGUAACACAAUAAGCAGGUAGCUAUCAGUCAUCCAUCGUCCUCUGGACCGCCAACAGAUCAACAUGAAAAGAAUAUUUCUAUAACAAACCAGGCGAUGGAAAUAGAUGUAAUCUGACCAAAUACCAGCCCUGGCGAACCUCCCCUCUUUGUAUGAUGGGAAAGUUGGAUAGGUUCGACAUAGUGUUUGAAAACCCAGACGGUGUCUGCGUAUCCGGAAACCCCCUCAGUGGUUCCGUUAUUUUGGAACUUUCUGGAAAAUUGAAAAUUUGUGAGUUGUUGCUCCGUUUCCAUGGUUACGCCAGUGUGUGCUGGGUGGAGCGACAGUCCAGUGGUCACGGUAAGAACAAGAGGGCCGUGGCCAAGCACUACUCCAGCGACGAGAUCUACUUCGACCACACCGUAAACGUCAUCGGGAAUAAUGGCAGGGAUAUACAGGUCCUCGCGGCUGGGCACCACUCCCUCCCAUUCGAGUUCCACCUCCCUGCCGAUUGUCCUACGUCAUACGAAGGCUCCAUUGGUCGCGUGCGUUACUACGUUUCCGCUAAAAUCCGGAAGUUAUACGAAAUCGAACACACCACAAUGAAACUAUUCACUGUGAUUCAUCACCUUGACCUGAACAACGACCUACGUUUGCUGCAACCUGCGGAGGCAAGCAAUGAUAUGACCCUGUGCUGCCUCUGUUGUAAGUCAGGACCAAUCUCUGCCACGCUAUAUUUAGAAACAAUAGGCUUUGUCCCGGGAGAGGGGAUUCCCAUCCACGUGGAGAUUGAGAACAGAAGUGGAAGGAAAAUUUCCGCGGCCAGUGUUACGUUACUCAUGGUGGUACGAUAUAACACAAGUAAAAAGUCGAAGACACACACCAAUCAAGUGGCGUCCCUGUGCAAGGACGAAUGGAAUGCUGGGAAGACGGAAAUGUGGACGGGAGAGCGAUUGAUUAUACCCUCCGUACCGCCCUCUUAUCUCAUCGGCUGUGAUAUCAUCGAAAUAUCGUAUGUUCUAGAGCUGAAGGUCCAUCCCUCUGGCCCAGCGUUCACUCUACCGGUCAAAAUGGAGGUGGUUGUGGGCACGAAACCCUUGAAGAACUCUACCAAUAAUUUUACCUACAGCGGGUCGGGAGUCUCGCUAAUUUCACCAAUUCACCGAACCAACGAACAACAGAACAAACUUUGUGUGACCUUCACGGAGAGUGUCCUUGGAAAGGUCACUGUCGAUGACGACAGAGAAUGUGACGACAUUCCUCAUGACAUCACUUUCGCACCUGUGUAUCCGUACCAUUCUCUCUCCAACAAAACAGACAGUUUCCAGGUGAAAAGUUCGCCAAAGCCUGGGGACAAUGGUUUCAAGAGAUAGGACAGGCCUUGUCAAUGUUUGUCUUCAUAUAAAGUGUUGAAUUUGCCAAGACAGCAUGAAUUCUCGUAUACCACAAGUGAUACGUUGUAUCUCUGCGCGUGCUUCACGGACACGUGACAUUAGGGCACCUGACGUGAUGACGUUCUGUCUGUUGAUAGAGACGUUGGCUGUAGAACGGCUUUUUGGUGACGGUGGUGUGUAUCGCUGUUUAGACAGUGAGAAUGAGCGGGUUCUGGUGAAUUACUGACGUUGGAAAGGAUUGUGACGCUAUGGAAACGCAGGAAACAGAUUUACUUUGUAAAUACUAGUAAUCCAGGCAGAUCCUAAUCUUUAUUUUUUAUAAGUAACCAUGAAUACUAUUAAUAAUUUUGCGUUGAUGAAUGUGAUUUUGUACAAUAAAUUAUAUUACUUUUAUCUAUCUGCACUUUUACAACAAUACAAAGACAACAGACAUACAUCACAAAGAAACGUCUCAGAUGUGUUUACUACAAGUAUAAAUUAAAACACAUCCAGUAUUUCCCAGAUUAUUGCAGUUUUAAUAGCAAUAAACAUCGCGUUCUGCAUUCAUAUGUUCCCUGUGAACGUCUGACUCUCUUUGAGAUGACAAAGGUUUCUGUAAUAACUUUCAGGUAUUGAUCUGCUGCCAACACUGUGAUGUAUGGCCGUGUUACAAACUUUAAUUUUACAAGCACACAUAUCUA